AUGCAGCUACGUGUUCACAACUUAAUUGGAUCACGGAGCGUUUGCCGUAAGCAACUUCUGGAUGAAGACAUGGAUCAGUUGAGUGAUCGAGGAAAUCCCGAUGAUCUAUUCAGUACCGUCGCCGCAUCGAUGGACGACAAAAGCGGCCGCCGCCCCGUUUUCCAUGCGAUCAAUGCGUGCAUUUCGCGCCCGAAACUACCUCCUGAAUUGCUCGUGAUGUCAACCGAUUAG
Molecule: messenger RNA, 231 nt
Organism: Necator americanus (New World hookworm)
Lineage: Eukaryota; Metazoa; Nematoda; Chromadorea; Rhabditida; Ancylostomatidae
Exons: 1
Coding region: 1-231 (76 amino acids)
Source: RefSeq, a predicted model, not a curated record